Messenger RNA from Sclerotinia borealis F-4128, 1104 nucleotides. The record is from the annotation of a GenBank genome assembly. Lineage: Eukaryota; Fungi; Ascomycota; Leotiomycetes; Helotiales; Sclerotiniaceae.
AUGCCACCAUUGUUGCUACCAGCAAGGCGAUAUAUGCAAAAAGCAUUUCCAUGGAUUAAAUGGCCGCUGAUAGUGUCAGCGCCAAUGUUAGGAGCUGCAACACCUGCUCUCGCGACAAAUGUAAGUAGAGCAGGAGGUAUAGGGUUCCUUGCAGGAGGGAACAAUGCGUCGGAUCUUGAUCGAAAACUUACAAUCACGACUUCGUUAUUUUCGGCUGCCACUCCUCAAAGACCCGAACUUAUGUGUUCGGGCCGUCUUCCUAUUGGCAUUGGGUUUCAGAACUGGGACUGUAAGAUAAAUGUCGCUGUUGAAGCUACGGAGAAACACAAGCCUUCAGCAAUAUGGCUUUACGCACCGAAACGAACAGAAGAUUUGAAAGAAUGGGCUCGAGAAGUCAGAUCUGUCAGUGACGAUACAGUUUCCGUAUGGGUGCAAGUUGGAACUGUCAAGGAAGCAAUGUAUGUUAUCGACGCUGCCAAUCCAGAUGUUCUGGCAAUCCAAGGUACUGAUGCUGGAGGUCAUGGUCUAGCUCGAUCCGCUAGUAUCAUUUCGUUGCUUCCAGAAGUUGCGGAUGCACUUGUAGAUAGAGGUGCAAGUCGUCCACCGUUACUCGCAGCUGGGGGAAUCAUGGAUGGGCGAGGUGUUGCUGCGGCAUUAUGUUUAGGGGCUACAGAAUCAGUGAUGGGUACCAAAUUUCUAGCAGCUGAAGAAGCAGGUAUUCCAUCAGGCUGGCAAAAAGAACUGGUGAAGGCUGUUGAUGGCGGUGUUAGUACUGGGCGGUCGACUCUGUGCGAUCGAUUGAAGACAAUAGUCGGAUGGCCAGCACAAUAUGACGGUCGUGCUUUACUCAACAAGGGCCACGAGGACGAGAAAGCUGGAAUGACAGACGAGGAAAAUGUUCGCUUGUACAGAGAGGAGCUAAAGAAAGGCGACGAGACCUGGGGCUCUCAUGGUAGGAUGAUUGCAUACGCUGGUACUGGGGUUGGCUUGAUAAGACAUGUGACGUUGGCAGAGAAGAUCGUCGAAGACGUAUCGGAAGAGGGCUUGGGAAUCAUUUCGAAUAAGGUAUAUCAUGAUCUGAGUACCCUACGCGGGAAAUGUUAA